Molecule: messenger RNA, 1443 nt
Organism: Cornus florida
Lineage: Eukaryota; Viridiplantae; Streptophyta; Magnoliopsida; Cornales; Cornaceae
Product: 7-deoxyloganetic acid glucosyltransferase-like
Exons: 1
Coding region: 475-1251 (258 amino acids)
Molecular function (GO): UDP-glycosyltransferase activity
Source: RefSeq, a predicted model, not a curated record
UCAUUACAAUUGCAACUACUCACUACAAAAAUUAUUUUCUUUUCCUAUAAUGCCAAACUUUGUGUCAUCAUCCGUGCGCCAACUUGUAUUAACUUGCAUGCAUAUUUACUCAAUGAAUGCAAUAACCCAUUAAAUCAUAUAACAAACAGAUGGAUAUAUACUGAUGUGGUUCGUUCACAAAUGCACAUAUAGUUAGUAAUUAUAAAAUUAGGAAAGUAAUAAAUAAAGAAACUAGAGAAGAUAAUUAAAUUUAUUCAAUUUUUUUUUUUUUUUUAUCUUUGUUUGUCACUUUCCUAAUUAUGUAAUUACAAAUUAUAUGUACAUUUGUAAUUAGAUUACAUCAGCGGUCAACAUGAUAACUUGUUCACUAAUGAGUAGGUAAGUAUUGUCCAAUCAAAUAUAUAUUUAUUCAGAUUCUUUAUCACUUGUGUGUGUGUAUAAUUAAUUAGAUUUUUCAUUUUAGGGGAUGAUGACAUGAGUAAGCCUGUUUCUUGCAUUCCUGGGUUUGAGAGCCUCUUGCGACGUAGAGAUCUACCAAGCAUUUGUAGAUAUGAAGACGUCCAGAACCCACCGUCGGAUUCAUCAAAUGGUAGUCUAAGGGAACAAGAUAGGACUUGCCUGACAUGGCUCGACUGUCAGCCGUCCAAAUCAGUGAUAUACGUUAGCUUCGGAAGUCUGACUAUAUUGACUCGUGAGCAGCUCUUAGAGUUUUGGUAUGGUUUGGUGAAUAGUGAAAAGCUAUUUCUAUUGGUAAUAAGGGAAGGUUUGAUUCCAGAGGAGGAUAAUAAAUUGGUUGAGACUCCUUUAGACCUUUUGGUGGGGACUAGGGAUAGAGGGUGCAUAGUGGGUUGGGCCCCACAAGAAGAAGUUCUGACCCAUCGGGCUGUGGGUGGGUUUUUGACCCACAGUGGAUGGAACUCAACGUUAGAGAGUAUUUUGGCGGGUGUUCCAAUGAUUUGUUGGCCACAAAUAGCUGACCAGCAAGUGAAUAGUAGGUGUGUGGGUGAGUUAUGGAAGGUUGGGGUUGAUAUGAAGGACAUUUGUGAUAGAUUAACAGUUGAGAAAAUGGUAAGAAAUCUGAUGGAUGGUAAGAGAGAGAAGAUCAUGAAAUCAAUAGCUGAGAAUUCGAGAAUGGCUUGUGAUAGUGUCAGGGAUGGUGGAUCAUCUUAUUGUAACUUAGAGAAGUUAAUUGAAGACAUUCGAUCGAUGAAGUCAACUAAGAACGCUUCGGUUAAAGUAUUGAAGGCAUGAUUAAUUGAAUGGAUUUCUUCUUUCCAGCUCAAACGGACUAUUUUAGGAGUCUUGGAAACUAUUUUUACUUUGCCUUUGCUGCUACUUUUCACGGCCUUUCUAUUAUGGUCUUUAGUUCUCCUGAUUAAUUUGAGAUGAUACAUUUUAUUUUUAUUAUUUUUUCGCUCUUAAAUGUAGUUUUGGUUUUUGGUC